Molecule: messenger RNA, 795 nt
Organism: Hyphopichia burtonii NRRL Y-1933
Lineage: Eukaryota; Fungi; Ascomycota; Pichiomycetes; Serinales; Debaryomycetaceae
Gene: HEM4
Product: uroporphyrinogen-III synthase
Exons: 1
Coding region: 1-795 (264 amino acids)
Biological process (GO): uroporphyrinogen III biosynthetic process
Molecular function (GO): uroporphyrinogen-III synthase activity
Source: RefSeq, a predicted model, not a curated record
AUGGUUAACAGCAUUCUUUUAUUGAAAAACAAGACCACGCCACGGGAUCCUUACCAGGAAGUAUUUUCAUCCAAAAGCAUAACCCCACAAUUCUUGCCCUUACUUGAGCACUCACCAGUAGACAAAGAAGGGUUGCGGGAGUAUUUAAUCAGUGAUGAAUUCUUGAACCAGACGAACACAUUCAUAGUCACGAGUCAAAGGGCGGUAGAAGUGUUUAAUGAAUGUAUACAAGAUUGUGAUGAAGAAGUCUCGAAGUCAAUCUGGAAAAAAGUUGGGUAUACUGUUGGACCGGCCACUUCCAAGAUCUUGAUGGAAAGUGGGUUUAAAAACAUUCGAGGUGGUCAUGAUGCUGGAAAUGGGGCCAUCUUAUCUGAUAUAAUUAUAGACGAUUACCAGGAAAAUGGGAUUGAUAAAGAAGCGGAGCAUCCUAUAAUGUUUUUCACAGGAGAGAUUAGAAGAGAUAUAAUACCAAAGAAAUUAUUGUCUGCUGGGAUCAAGUUUAAAGAAAAAGUUGUUUACAGAACAGCAUCUAGGGAUGAUAUUAUUGACAAUUUCGACCAAUUGAAGCAUAUGCAACAAGAUCCACACCAUUGGAUUGUGUUUUUCAGUCCUCAAGGUACAGAAGUUAUUAUUGAUCAUAUUUUGGCAAACGGUGGAAGUCAGAGCUUCAACAUUGCUUCAAUUGGACCUACUACAAAAGAGUAUUUGGAAAAUAAAGGCAUUACACCUAAGGUUGUUGCUGAAAAGCCAGAGGCAAAUUCCUUAUUAGAGGCUAUUACACAGCAUGAAUUCUAA